AUGCUUGCGGAGAUGUCUCUCGUCAAGCAAAACCUCGAGAACAUCUGCAGCGCCGUCACUGCGUCCAUUCAGCAGCUGUCGGGAUCGAUGACGUCCUAUUCGCGGUUCGUGGCUGCUGUGACGCGCCUCCCGGACGAAAUCCUAUCCGAGAUCUUCGAGCGGGCCUGCGCGCCUUCGGAUAUGUCUUUUACAAGCAGCGGCCACACGUCGUGGCGAGAUGCGUCUUUGACGUCCCACCGCCUCGUCUGCGCGGACGUGUCGCAGGUAUGUCAGAGGUGGAGACGCGUUGCGCUAGCUACACCGCGCCUGUGGACCGCGUUUUCCCUCAACGUGCACAAGCGGACCAUCUGGGCGCUUCCCAUUCCGCUCGAGAUGAUCGAACGGGCGAGCAGCAUGCCUGUCUUUCUUUCAUUUACCCUGAGGGCGAGUGAUUACGAGAAUAUCCCUCCUUUGGCUAUCACCGAUGGCGGUUCCAACAUUGCACUCGGGAAGGUGAAGGGCGUCGACGUCGAUGCCUACUCUACCAUGCACAUCUCCGACAUCCUGGACUGGCUCCCCGCUUUCCCCCGCCUCCAGCGCCUCAGGCUCAAAGGCGUGAGCACGCGCAACUGGCCAUGGGACGAGCCGCCGAGCUGGCUGCGCCGGCUCACGCACCUGCAUCUGAAGCUUACAGACUUGCGCAGCGCCGAGACGCUUCUCGCUGCUCCUGGCGGCGCAUGGGACAGCCUCGUCUCGCUCACGCUCGAGGACGCCGGCGUGCUCGACCCCCUCCCGAUACUGACGAGCUUUCCCCGGCUCGAGGAGCUCUUCCUGCUCUCCGCCAUGUCCCUCGCGGCCAACCCAAACCAGGGCGGCGGCGGCGGCGGCACGCAGCCGCCCAUCGUCGUGCACGCGCGCCUCCGCCGGCUCAGCCUCUGUAUCCGCGCGCGGCAGCGCGUGGCCCCGUUCUUUGCGGGGAUGGCGUUGCCGGCGCUGCGGCGCCUCGGCGUGUGCGCGGAGACGGGAGAGUGGAUGCAUGCGGGCGCGCUGGUUCUGGAUGCGCUGGUGGAGCGGUCGCGGUGUAGGCUGGAGAGUUUGGUGCUGUCGGCGGUGCAUACGCCGUUCGCGCGGGAGACGCGGGAGCUGGCUGAGCGGUUCGGUGAGCGGUGGGGGGUUCCGGAUGUUAGGGUGAACUGGGGCGAGCGGGAGGAGAUGAGGUAUGUUGAGGCGUGUAAGGCGGAUUGGUAUUCGUGA
Coniophora puteana RWD-64-598 SS2 is the source of this 1233-nucleotide messenger RNA. RefSeq lists its product as uncharacterized. Lineage: Eukaryota; Fungi; Basidiomycota; Agaricomycetes; Boletales; Coniophoraceae. The transcript has a single exon. The record is from RefSeq and is a predicted model, not a curated record. Bases 1 to 1233 code for a protein of 410 amino acids. Gene Ontology annotation, molecular function: protein binding.